GUACACGAUUUGGUCAAACAUUUUUUUUCUGGAAAGCGGGCAUAAACCGAUUUCAUCUCCAAGAACCUUGCGGGGCAAGAUUAAUAGGCAUUAUCUAGCUCUAGAUAUAAUAAAACGCCGAAAUGUCUCACACAAUAUUGCUGGUUCAGCCGGGCCCCAGGCCUGAGACUAGAACUUACUCAGACUACGAGAGUGUAAAUGACUGCAUGGAGGGCGUGUGUAAGAUCUACGAAGAGCAUUUAAAACGGCGAAACCCUAAUACGCCGACUAUCACAUACGACAUAUCGCAACUGUUCGACUUUGUUGAUCAGCUUGCUGAUCUGAGUUGUCUAGUGUACCAAAAGUCUACCAACACAUACGCACCGUACAACAAAGAUUGGAUCAAAGAGAAGAUCUACGUGUUGCUCCGUCAAGCCGCUGGACAGAGUGACUGAAGCAUUAUAUGGUGAUUAUUAUACUACUUUGUCUUUACCAUGGUCGCUGUGGAGCUUAGAGAAACGAGUAACGGAAGAGUUUUAACUCCAUACACCAGUAAAUGCGAGUUACUUGUAUAGACAUAAAUUAUUAGUACUGCUACUUGUCAAUAGACGUCGCGAUGAACGAAAAGUCUAAUGCUCACCAAUUUUUGGCUAAUAUUACAAUAGUAUU
Molecule: messenger RNA, 648 nt
Organism: Leguminivora glycinivorella
Lineage: Eukaryota; Metazoa; Arthropoda; Insecta; Lepidoptera; Tortricidae
Gene: e(r)
Product: enhancer of rudimentary homolog
Exons: 3
Coding region: 123-434 (103 amino acids)
Source: RefSeq, a predicted model, not a curated record